AAAACCUCUUGUGGUGUCAAAGAGGGAGCGUGGAAGAGCCACUCAGGUUUUCACUUGCACAAUUUGCACACUGAUGGCUCAAACUGAAUGUGUGAGUGAGAUGACGGGUGAGAAAGAGAGAGCAGUAGAGCAGCGAGAGAGAAAGAGAGAGAGAUGAGUUCCACUCCACCCACAUCCAUAUAUGAGGGGGAGGUGAAACAGUUGAGAGCUUACUGUGCUAUUAACUGACAUUAUUUAGUUGCCUCAGUCUGGAGAAGACACUAGUCAAGACAGCUCCCCAUCAGAAUUCCACCCAGUUGGAACAACAAUGGCUUCACAUGUGAAACUUCGGAAGGAGAAGGUUGGUUUGGUGGACUAUGACACACAAAUCAAAGAUGUACGUUGCCAGCUUACAGACCAGCUGAAGGUGUUGGACUUGCAACUAGAGCAGAAGAGCCAGCAGCUGCAGGACCUGUCAGACUACCUGCGACGACGGGGCGAGAUUGAAAGCGAGUAUGCCCGCUCCCUCGAUAAACUAGCUGAACGUUUCACUUCCAGAAUCAAGAGAAAGGAGCCCAGUAGUCACUCAGUGGCCCAGGUCUGGCUGGCUCUGCUGUCCCAAACUCGCCAAGAAAGUAAGGACCACAAUGGACUGAGUGAGAGCUGCAACAAUUUCCUCAUCCAACCCCUCACACACUGCCUGGAUUACACACAACGUCUUGCCAAGAAGAGUAAAGACAUCUGUAUUCAGUUGCAAGAUGGACUGCUCAAGGUUACCACAGAGCUGCAGACUGCAUGGCGGACAUACUACCAGUACCACUCAGAGUAUGUGUGUGCAGAGGGGAAACUGAAGGAGGCAGAGAAACAAGAAGAAAAGCAGAAGCAGAGUGCUGCCAAGAAACUGGAGCGGUUGAUAGAGAAAAGACAAGGUAAGGUCCAAGACAUCUACCUGAAGUGCAGCAAGGCUCGAAAUGAUUACCUUCUGAACUUGGCCGCAGCCAACGCCUCCAUGAAUAAAUACUACCUUCAAGACAUCUCUGCUCUCAUAGAUUGUGCAGAUGUAGGGUACCACGUCUCUUUGAGUCGGGUAAUGAAUGCCUACCUGUCCAGUCGGCGACGGACCCAGGAGAACCUGGGUACAGGGCUGCAACAGCUCCAAGUCACUGUAUCCGAACUGGACCAGAUUCAUGAUAGAGACAGCCUCCUGCAGGACCACUAUAACACCUUCUGCAUGCCCCUUCGCUUCUCUUAUCAGCCUCAUGAUGGAGACCAGGUGUCUGAGGUCAGUGCAGAGUGUGAGAUGAGAUGUGAGCUGGAGACCAGAUUCAAACAGAUACAAACCAGACUGAAGGCAGUUACCCAGGACACAGAGGAGGCUAAAAAGAGCAUGUCGGCAGCCCAGGCUUCCCUGCUGGAGAGUAUUAGCGAAGAUGAUCUUGAGCUCGGCAUCAGCGCGGCCCAGGAGGGCAGCACUGAGAACCUGAUGGUCAAGCCCAGUGUGACCCGACGCAGGACCAACCUUCAGGAAAUAGAAAACCUUUACACCACUAGAAUAAAGGAGUUUCUUGUAGGCGGCUCCCUGAUAUCUAAACUGCAAGCCAAACAUGAUCAGCUUAAAGUGGCUGUGGAAAAAGCUGAAGCAUCAAAUGGACAUCAGCCUAGGUACAGUGAAAAGUCCAUGCGUAUCAGGAAGAAUCAUUCGAGUGCUAAUUUGAUGCACAACCAUAAACUGUUCAAUGGAGACAUGCUGUCCUUCAUAAAGGCAUCAGGUCAACAGAUUCCAAUUAUCGUGCAAAGCUGCAUCUGCUUCAUCAAUCUCAAUGGUCUCCACCAUGAAGGGAUUUUUAGAGUGCCGGGGCCUAGGAUGGAGGUCAACAAUCUGAGGGAUGCAUUUGAGCGAGGAGAGGACCCCCUAGCCGAGCGUGGCUAUGAUCUGGACUCUGUUGCUGGAGUGCUGAAGCUCUACUUCAGAGAUCUGGAGAAUCCCCUCUUCCCAAUUGAUAGCACCAGCCAACUCCUGGAGCAUGCCCAAAUAAAGAACGAGGCAGAGAGAGCAGCUCAGCUCAAAAUGGUCAUCUCUUCUUACCCUGAGCCUGUCAUCAUUGUCAUGAGAUAUCUCUUUGCAUUCCUUCAUCAUGUGUCUCAAUACAGUGACGAGAACAUGAUGCAGCCUUAUAACCUGGCUGUGUGUUUUGGCCCCACCCUCGUAAGAGGGGCUAAUGAUGAUGAUGUUGUCGCCAUGCAACCUCAGAUAAAUGCCCUGGUGAAGAACAUCAUCCUCCAACAUGAAAGUAUCUUCCCCAGCCAGAGUGAAUUACAAGGGCCGGUGUAUGAGAAAUGCAUGACACUAGAACAGGAUGACUGUGAGCCCAUCAUUGAAGAAGGAGAUGUAGAAGCAGAGUACAACAAUAGCAAAGAGGAGGUGGAAGCUGACAGCAGCACCAGGUCAUUCGCAGCACCAACACAGAAAAAAACAGAGCGUCCUAGAGCCAACAGCAGCGGUUCAAUUGACCAAAAUAAGUUCAUAGGUGGACCAGCAGGUGGCGGCGUCACUUCAGGUGGGAAGUUAUUGCUUCAGAUUCCUGUUGGGCCACAGUGCAAGCCAAAGCGUGUCCACUCUCCUGGCAAUGUGCGCAGAGAAUCUCAGCAACUCUCAUCUGCUGAGGAUAUUUCUGUUCAAGUAGACAAGGAUGUCUGUCGCCAAAUGGACUCAGUCUUCAAGGAGCUUCUCUCGCGGCAAGUGACGCAGGAACCCUGCUCUCCCAAGCUUAAAUACUCUGCCCAAGCUCCCCAAAAGAAAGGGAAGCGGGAUGGACGCAAGGGGAAAGGUGCAGGGCUUUUCAAAGGAGGCGAUCUGUUGGACUGAGAGGACUGGCAUCAGCAGAUGACACGGAAAGAAGAAGCGAUGAUACAAAUGAAAACUGAGGUGUAAGGUUAUGUGCUCUGACAGUAGCUUUCAGCACAUCUAUUUCUAGAAGACUGGGAUCACUGACCCAUAGUCACUUCUCUGCUGUCCCUGUUGAUUUGAGCUUAUUCCCACAGGGUGGCUCCCUACUCAGAAGCUCUUUCAUUUAUGCUUUGUACAGCAGAACCCUGCUGUGACUGCAGACCUGCAGUACAAUGUGGAUUACUUGAAAUGCACAGAUGUAUUUGUGUCCUGCUGAAUGUGGUUAUGCAACUACAUGCAUCUGUGUAGGCUUUUGAUAUCAAACUGUUUUCAGAUUAAGACAAACUUUCUCAAUGAUUUUUAGUCAGUACAAACAAACAAAUGUGCACAUACAUAUCUGUUUCCCAAACUGAUAUGGAGUCAGAUAGUUAAGAAAACUGUGAAAACUGUAGCUGUAUGGACUUUGUAUAUAUUAAUUAUUUGUAACUUGGGUCACACUUUAUGAUUUGUCUGUAUAUAUCUGCUACCUGCCAAAUAAAUAUUUUGUCUUUUCUCA
This is a messenger RNA of Larimichthys crocea (large yellow croaker), 3422 nucleotides long. RefSeq names its product Rho GTPase activating protein 4a (gene arhgap4a). Lineage: Eukaryota; Metazoa; Chordata; Actinopteri; Sciaenidae. The record is from RefSeq and is a predicted model, not a curated record. Gene Ontology annotation, biological process: signal transduction. The transcript has 22 exons. Bases 308 to 2845 code for a protein of 845 amino acids.